GAGGGCAGAACACUCCUCCUCAGGGUUUUCUGCUCAGCUUCAAACUUCAAACUUGACGUGUGAACAACAACGAGAUUAAAACGCUUCUCCGCUUCUUCAGGAGUGAACAGAACCAUUCUGGAGGGGGGACAUGCAGGACUCCAGAGAGACCGGCUCGAGGGUCUCGGACCCCCAGCACUCCCAGAAGCUGCUCCGAGUCCUCCGCGCCUUCUGGCAGGAGAAGAGCUUCCACGAUGCUCUGCUGGUGGUGGAUGGAGAGGAGCUUCCUGUCCAGAAGAACAUCCUGGCGGCGGCGAGUCCCUACAUCAGGACCAAGCUGAACUACAACCCCCCGAAGGAAGACGGGUCCACGUACAGAAUCGAGCUGCAGGGCGUCUCCAUGGCAACGAUGAAACAGAUCCUCGACUACAUCUUCUGUGGUGAAAUCCGUCUGAGUGAGGAGACCAUCCAGGACAUGGUGCAGGCGUCCGACCUGCUCCUCAUGACCGACCUCAAGUCGCUGUGCUGUCAGUUCCUGGAGAGCUGCAUCACCGCCGAGAACUGCAUCGGCAUCCGGCUCUUCUCUCUGCACUACUGCCUCCACCACGUGCACUACGCCGCCACCGAGUUCCUGCAGACGCACUUCCGUGACGUGGGGCUCACCGAGGAGUUCCGGGAGCUUCCCCGGGAGCGGCUCCGCGAGCUGCUCGCCAUGGAGAAGCUGAACGUGGGCAACGAGAAGCACGUGCUGGAGGCCGUGGUGCGGUGGCUCGCCCACGACCCCGAGGACCGACGGGUUCACAUGAAGGAAGUGAUGUCUUCAGUCUGGCUGCAGGCUCUGGACCUGAGCUACCUGAGAGAGCAGGCCAUGGGGGAGCCUCUGAUGAGGGAGGUGAUCAGAGAGCACUGCCAGCCCGUGCUGGGCGACGCCCCCCCGCAGGGCGAGGCGCUGCUCGCCGCCUUCAAACCCAGAGGCUACUCCGAGUGCAUCGUUCUCGCCGGAGGAGAAGAUCGCAAAAGCCGGAGGACGACGGCGGCGACGCGCUGCAUGUGUCCGCUGUACGACAGCAACAGACAGGCCUGGAUCGAGCUGCAGGCCAUGAGCGUCGCCCGCAUCGGCCACGGCGUCGUGGCUGCAGAGGGUUUCCUGUUUGUGAUGGGCGGAGCCGAUGAGAACAACACAGUCCUGGACAGUGGAGAGAAAUAUGACCCUGACUCCAACACCUGGAGCCCCAUACCCCCCAUGCUUCAGGCUCGUCAGAACUUUGGCGUGGUGGAGCUGGACGGGCUGAUCUACGUCCUGGGAGGAGAGACCAAGGAGACGGAGCUGAUCACUGUGGAAGCCUUCGACCCUCACAUCAACACCUGGAAGCUGCAGACCAGUAUGACCAUGAUCCGUAAGGUCGGCUGCUACGCCUCCAUGAAUAAGAAGAUCUACGCCAUGGGGGGGGGCUCCUACGGGAAGCUGUUUGACUCUGUGGAAAGUUUUGACACCAAAACUCAGCAGUGGACCGGCCUCUGUCCUCUGAAGGAGAGAAGGUUUGGUUCGGUGGCGUGUGGCGUCGGCCAGGAGCUCUACGUGUUCGGUGGCGUGCGAAGCCAAGAGCCUGACAACCCGGAGCAGAGGCAGAUGACCACCUGCAAAUCUGAGUUCUACCACGACGAGAUGAGAAGGUGGAUGUUACUGGACGACCAGAGUCUGUGUAUCCAGACCAGCUCGUCCUUCGUCUACGGCGCCGUGCCCAUCGGCGCCAGCGUCUACGUGGUGGGAGACCUGGACACGGGAACGAGCUUCGACUACAUCCGCGAGUUCCGCCGCAGCACGGGCACGUGGCACCGCACCAAGCCCAUGUUGCCCAGCGACCUCUCCAAGACGGCGUGCGCGGCCCUGCGCAUCGCCAACUGCCGGCUGUUCCGCCUGCAGCUGAGUCAGGGCAUGUUCCGCAUCUGAGGCGGACGCCCGGACGCCGGCUGGUCGUCUCCACGCUGCUCCACCUUUGCACACUGGUACUUCCUCCCUGUUGUAGUAGACGUAUGAACACUAAAGUAUUGUAAUCGCUACAUGCUGACGGUCGGGGGGGUGAACCUGAGAUCAUUUUGCUUUAUGACUCGACAGGACACAAGUUCAUCUUAACACAUUUUUAACACUGUAGGUCUUAUUGCAAUUUGAUUUACCUAAAUAUGUUUUUUUCUUUUUAACGUGGAAUUUGAAGCUUUUUCAAGUUUUAUUUUAAUGUUUUUUCGUCGUUUAUUAUGUUUACAUUUGGUUGGUUGAGGGUUUUUAACUGAAAAUUGCAAAUUGAUGAAAUUAUGUUUAUGGAGCAGACGUCUGAGCAGAGCUGCUGUGGUGUAGCUGCAUGUUAGAAUCUGGUGUGUAGUACGAACGGUGGUGGACAUCAAUCAAUCAAUCAAGUUUUAUUUGUAUAGCCCAUAUUCACAAAUCACAGUUUGUCUCAUAGAGCUUUAACAUGGUGAGACAUCCUCUGUCCUUCACCCUCAGCAAGAGUCAGGACAAACUACUAAAAACCCUUUUAACAGGUGAAGACACGUAGAAACCUCAGAGAGACACAUGUGAGGAUCCGUCUCCCAGGACGGACACAAGUGACACAGAUGUGUAGAGGAGAACAUCAUCAGGAGAAAGGUUUCAGCAGCAAUGAUGAGGGGAAACAUGUUGAAGGAUAACUUCAAUACUAUAAGUGAAGCAGUCCUGCUGCAUCAUAGUCUCUGGUCAGCAGCAGGAUCAUGAUCCAGCAUCAAGAUCAGAUCCACUAUAGUCCACAGUCAUUGUCCACUGUCUUCAGUUAGGAUCCAUCAUCAGCUGACAUAAACGAUCUGGACUUUAACAAAGC
This is a messenger RNA of Limanda limanda (common dab), 2828 nucleotides long. RefSeq names its product gigaxonin (gene gan). Bases 131 to 1930 code for a protein of 599 amino acids. The record is from RefSeq and is a predicted model, not a curated record. The transcript is spliced from 13 exons. NCBI's taxonomy places the organism in Eukaryota, Metazoa, Chordata, Actinopteri, Pleuronectiformes, Pleuronectidae. Gene Ontology annotation, cellular component: Cul3-RING ubiquitin ligase complex. Gene Ontology annotation, molecular function: ubiquitin-protein transferase activity; cullin family protein binding. Gene Ontology annotation, biological process: protein ubiquitination; regulation of cytokinesis; cytoskeleton organization.